AUGUCAGGUGCUUCGAAUGAAUUAGAUGAAUUAAUUAACAAUAUUAUUGAUAAAGAAAUUAAUAAAAUUAAUAAUGAAGGAAAUAAAAUUAUAAAGAAAUAUGAACAUAAUCAAUUUAGCAAUUUAAUAGAAAUCAGUCGAGGUUCUUUUGGAAAUGUUUUCAAAGCGACUUGGGAAAAUUCUACGAUUGUUCUAAAAAGUAUAACCAUUGACACUAGUCAAAUCGAUAGCGGAAUCAUUGGUGAAAUUAAAAAUGCAAUCAAUACCAAUAAAAUUAUUCCUAUUGAAACUACUACCGAUGCGAUUAAAUUAUUCAUUACUGAGGCUUUCCAUGAAAAAUGGAUUGAAAGGAAAAUCAUUGAAGGGAAAAUUAAUGAGCAUAAUAUUGAUGAAUUUGAAGAUUAUAAACGGAUCAAUGGUGGUGCUUCUAGUAAAGUUUAUAGAGCAAGAUUUAAAAGUACGAAAAAUAUAUGUGCAUUGAAGUAUAUUGAAAACAAUAAUCAUACUAACAAAGAACUUGUAAAUGAGCUAGAUCAUAUGCUUACUAUAGAAUCUCAUGAAAAUAUUAUUAAAUUUCAUGCAAGUCUACCAGCUAAGAUAAGAGACGGGCUAAGGGAAAAGUCAAUUGAUGAUACACCUCACGAAUAUGUCACUAUUUAUACAAGAUGUUGGAAGAGUAUGCAAGACGAUCGACCAUCCAUCGAAGAAGUAGCUAUGGCGUUCGAAGACUUUGUUGUUCAAGACAUCACGAAAGAUGAUAGUAUUAUUAUACAUGACAUAUCAGGAUUUGAAGAACAUAUUAAAAACUCCUUCGAAAACAUUAAAAUCAAUAUUAAGCUAAAUGCUGCUGCAGUUGGUCAGGAUGAAAUGUCUCUCUUUGUAAAUAAUCUAUAUUCGACUUUUAGUAAGCUAUUUAAUGAAGGUAGAUCAGUUAGUGAUAUGAUUACCAAGUUUAUAUCUCAAAAUGAUAAAACCAAUGAAGAAGUUUUUCAAUGGUUAUUGGCAAAUAACAAUCGUUCAAAGUAUACUUGCCUACUUGGAUUAUUUUAUCGUUGGAAUAUUGGCACAACUGAAAAUAACAUAGCGACUCUUGUCGAUGCGGCAAAUAAAGGAGAUGCUAUUGCGCAAUAUUUUGUUGGAAGAUGUUAUGCAGAAGGUUGGAGCACCGAUAAGGAUAAAAGGAAGGCAAUUGAAUGGUACACUAAGGCAGCCGAUAAUGAAUGUGCAGUAGCGGAACAUAUGCUUGGAGAAUAUUAUUAUAAACUUAGAAAAUAUACAAAAGCAUUUGAUUUUCUCAAAAGAGCAGUUGAAAAUGGAAAUUUUAAAGCAUUGAAUACCUUAGGAUUAUGUUAUCAAAGAGGUCAAGGAACAGAUACUAAUGUAGUUAAAGCAUUUAAAUCAUUUGAAGAGGCGGCAUUAUGGGGAUUACCUCCUUCACAAUAUGAACUUGGAAAUUGUUAUGAAUAUGGAAUUGGAACAGAAAUAAAUUGGGAUCAAGCAUCAUAUUGGUAUCAAAAGGCUACAGGAGCAAAUCCGAAUUAUCAAAUUCACCUGAAACGUGCUGACAUUAAAAACAAUAGUAAUCAUUAUUAA
Molecule: messenger RNA, 1593 nt
Organism: Dentiscutata erythropus
Lineage: Eukaryota; Fungi; Glomeromycota; Glomeromycetes; Diversisporales; Gigasporaceae
Source: the annotation of a GenBank genome assembly